Meriones unguiculatus (Mongolian gerbil) is the source of this 422-nucleotide messenger RNA. RefSeq names its product thymosin beta-10-like. Gene Ontology annotation, cellular component: cytoplasm. Gene Ontology annotation, molecular function: actin monomer binding. Gene Ontology annotation, biological process: regulation of cell migration; actin filament organization. NCBI's taxonomy places the organism in Eukaryota, Metazoa, Chordata, Mammalia, Rodentia, Muridae. The transcript has a single exon. The record is from RefSeq and is a predicted model, not a curated record. Bases 191 to 325 code for a protein of 44 amino acids.
ACUUCAAAUGUCAUAAAAUAAAUGUUCUUGUUUAAAAACAAAAACAAGGCCAAAACACAAACAAAUCUGGAUGUCACAAAUUGAUCCAAAAAUAAAAAUAAACAAGAAGAACUAGGUCUCUUGCUGCAGCAACUCGAGUGGGAGCACCUGCAGCGCGAGCUCGGAAAGAGACUCUACGGGUUGUAAGAAAAUGGCAGACAAGCCGGACAUGGGGGAAAUCGCCAGCUUUGAUGAGGCCAAGCUGAAGAAAACCGAGACGCAGGAGAAGAACACCCUGCCAACCAAAGAGACCACUGAACAGGAAAAGAGGAGUGAAAUCUCCUAAAAGCCUAGGAAGAUUUCCCCUACCCCACCCCGUCAUCUCCAAGAACCCCUCACGAUGUGGAGAAAGAGCCACCUGCAAGAUGGACACGAGCCACAAG